CUCAAAGGAAAGAGCAACCCAUGGAUAGUCUGGGCAGUGGGAAGUCUGGACUCUCUGGGUAUUACUACCAGGGUGUGUGGCGAUCACUAGGUGGCACCAAAGUCUACCAAUUCAACAACUCCUCUGCCAUCAGUCAGUGUCUGAAAGGAAAGGUGGUCCACAUGUACGGAGACUCCACCGUCAGGCAGUGGUUUGAGUACCUUGAUGCUUCACUUCCAGAUGCUAAAGAGAUAAACCGGAAUAAUCCGAAGAGAUUAGGACCCUUCAUGAUAUGGGACAAUGCAAAAAACAUCUUGGUGAAGUUCCGCUUCCACGGUCCUCCUCUUAGUAUUUCCGUCCUUAUCCCAACCAGUGAGCUGCGUUACAUUGCCAAUGAAAUAGAUGAUGUAGUUGGUGGCACCAACACAGUUGUAAUUUUUGGCAUCUGGGCCCACCUCACUCCUUUCCCGAUGCAAUUCUACAUCAGAAGGCUUUACGGCAUCCGCAGGGCGGUGAUUCGUCUGUUAAACAGGGCUCCAGACACGCUGGUGGUCAUCAGGACUCCAAACCUCAGAGGUACAAACCCCUAUAUAUUUACCUUUAAUGACUGGUAUGCUAUUCAACAGGACAAGGUGGUCAGAGCUGUGUUCAAAGGACUUAAUGUUCAGCUGGUGGAUGCCUGGGAGAUGGUUCUGGCCCACAUGUGCCCCCAAUAG
Molecule: messenger RNA, 695 nt
Organism: Labrus bergylta (ballan wrasse)
Lineage: Eukaryota; Metazoa; Chordata; Actinopteri; Labriformes; Labridae
Source: RefSeq, a predicted model, not a curated record